UUCCAUGGAGAGCACCCAAAAUAUUCGAAUCGCCUGCAAUCCAGUUCAUAGCGCUAGCGCGAAGUUCUUCCUCAUCGGCGAGACAGGGUCUCCGACUCUCCGGUCGCUUACCGCUCGCCGAUUGCCUGUGGGUCUCGCCGUCAAUUUCCGCUUGUUGUGUUCCCUCUACGGUCCCCAUACUUCAGACGAACUUCUACCGUCGAGUGCCCUAGACUUUAUUUUGUUUGGUUAGAGAUGGCAUUUCGAGGUCGUGGUCGAGGUCGAGGGCGAGGAAGAGGUGGAUUUUUUGAGUUUAGGAUGGCAAAGCACGAGCCUUUUAUCGAUUUUCCAGAAAAUGUAAACUUACCUGAUGUGUCAAUUUUUGAAAAUUUAUCAAAUGAAGAGAAGAUGCUUAUAAGUGGCAAAGUAAGGUUAGAAAGAUUUUGGAAGAGCUCUCCUUAUUAUUUGGAGGAUUCAAAAAGACAAGAUGCUGAGGUCGAGCAAUAUGCUGAGAAGCUUAAGCGCAAGGGGCAGCAACUGCAACAUUUUGGAAUUUACAUGAAGAUUAAUUUGUCAGCUGAACUGAUCCAAGGUGAAAAAAGGGGACAUGUUGACAGCAAAAGACUUCGUUGGGAUACAAGACGAGAUGAAUUCAGCUUGUUUGAAAAGCUUGAAGAGAAAGAUAAGGAUGGUGAUGUGAAGAACAACGGUGUAAAAGAAAACAAUAAUGGAGAUGAAGAAGCAGAAGCAGAUUUAGAGAAGGAAGAGGCAGAAAGCUCUGAGGAUGAUUAUGCUAUGAAUGAAUACUUCGAUGAUGAUGAGGAUGACUUUAACAUAGAUGAUGAACCAGAAGAAGAUUACUAUGAGUGAAGGAGCAGCACUUCAAUGUCAGCUGCAAGCAAAGGUCAAUCGAUCGGAUGUUUCAGAUCUCAAUACAUUUGCAUUCUUGCUACUUGUCAACACGAUUAAGAUAGAUCGUGUGGUUUUUAGACAAGUAAUCAAUUAAUAGUAUGUUUAGGAUAUUUUUCUAUCUGCUUUGGUUUUGAUACCGUCUUUUUACCGUUGGAAUGAUCGACAAUUGUUCUCAGUUUUAUUAUUAUUUUUUCAAAAUUUUAUGUGGGAGUGUGGAUCAAAGAGCACAAAUGUGGGGCUCUAGAAAAAGAAAAAUAUAAGUAAAAUAAGUCAA
Phalaenopsis equestris is the source of this 1165-nucleotide messenger RNA. RefSeq names its product glutamic acid-rich protein-like. Bases 235 to 849 code for a protein of 204 amino acids. Gene Ontology annotation, cellular component: RNA polymerase III complex. Lineage: Eukaryota; Viridiplantae; Streptophyta; Magnoliopsida; Asparagales; Orchidaceae. The transcript has 10 exons. The record is from RefSeq and is a predicted model, not a curated record. Gene Ontology annotation, biological process: transcription by RNA polymerase III.